UUCACUUACGGAAUACGGACAAUACGGAAUCAUUGAAAAUCAUUAUGCUCUGUUUAGACUUUUGCAUUUUAUCUGAGAGCGUUUAUUGACUCGUCUCGUGCACAAAUUAUACAUCAUCAUUGAAGUACUGCGCCUUUUCUGCAGACAGGAGCUCAGUCAGCUUUUACUGCGGCGGUUUAAUCAGACACACGACAGUUUUACGUUUAUACCGGAGAGAACUGAAGAUGGGCUGCUGCUCGGGGAGGAGUAUGUUGAUGUUCUUCUGCGCUCUUCAGCUGAUCACUGCUGUGGAGAGACAGGUGUUUGACUUUCUAGGUUACCAGUGGGCGCCCAUCCUUGUCAACUUCCUGCACGUCAUUGUGGUGAUAUUGGGCUUGUUUGGAACAGUCCAGUAUAAGCCCCGCUAUGUAGUUUUGUAUAUAGUCUGGACUGUGUUUUGGGUGACUUGGAAUGUCUUCAUCUGUUGCCUUUAUCUAGAUCUUGGAGGGCUUUCAAAGGACAGUGAUUAUCUGUCAUUGGGACUUUCGUCUUAUCGCUCAUGGUGGAAGGACAACGGUCCAGGCUGUGAGAACAGAAACCUCCCAACCACUAGAUGGCAGCAUCUGGAAAGUCCUGCUCUGGUCUCCGAGCUGGGCUGUGUAUUAGAGUAUCAGUACAUCGAAAUUAUGCACAGCGCCCUACAACUGUCCAUUUCUGCCCUGGGUUUUGUAUUUGCCUGCUAUGUUGUCAGCAUCUUCAGUGAAGAGGAAGACACAUAUUUGUGUAAGUGACAGUGUCCAGAUCUCAUCAACAUCUCAAGAGAGAGAAGAAACACUGAGAAGGGAAAUAGAUUGAAGAAAUGGACAUUAACCAUUCUCAGAAUGGACCAGAUUGGAUGGAUUCCCAAUUAUGUAUAUGUGUAAACAUAACAAUACACAAAAUGUAAGAACAUAAGAGUGAUGUGAAUAUGAACAUGAAAAUUCAAAGGUAUGUGUAUGUGUGUUUUAUUAUUAUUUUGCCUAAUGACACAUUGAACUCAACAUCUGAACAAGAAACAAGUCACAAGGCAUCUGUAACUAAACCAAAGGAUACAGCAAUGAACCUCACAUUCUUUUAUGAAUACAUAUUUAUUUUAUUUUCAGGAUAUGAUUCUUCUGCAAAACAGUUUUACUUGCUGUUCUAAUUUUACUGGUCAAAUGGUAUAUUUUGUACAUUUUAAACAUUGUAAAGAUCUCUUUCAGUUUAAUGGAUUAAUAGUGGAGAUUAAAUGAAGAAGAAUUAAUUGCUCCACAUGCACUCGUGUCAUUACACAGCAAAAUGCUGUUAAAUGUUUAAUGAUCAUCUGUCUAUUUUACUAUCAGUAACACAAGCCAUAUUUGUGUGAGUGUAUAUAGGAUAUAAUACCUGUAAUACCUGCGUGUGCUGGUCUGUGUCUUAAUGGCCCAAAGAAAACAGAAAUGUUGUAACAUACGGAACAUCAAAUCUCAUUUCGUAAAUGUAUAUAAUACAGCAUUUACUUGACACUAUUUUAAAUGCUGACUGUAGUGAGUCAUAUCAUAUUUUCUUUUGUUAAAUUAUACAUGUAGUGCAUAUCUUAAUAAAUAUUUGAUUCGAAAAACACAUCAGUUUAUAGAAAAAAGACACUAUUUCGUUAAGGUCUCUUUUUGAUAUGUAAUCGAGGAAGUUCCCCAAUUGACUCACA
Sinocyclocheilus anshuiensis is the source of this 1681-nucleotide messenger RNA. RefSeq names its product sodium/potassium-transporting ATPase subunit beta-1-interacting protein 3-like. The transcript has 7 exons. The record is from RefSeq and is a predicted model, not a curated record. Lineage: Eukaryota; Metazoa; Chordata; Actinopteri; Cypriniformes; Cyprinidae. Gene Ontology annotation, biological process: regulation of sodium ion transport. Bases 225 to 770 code for a protein of 181 amino acids.